AUGUCUAGCUCAAAAGAAUCCUUUGUUGCUCAUGUGGCUUUCCUUCCAAGUGCUGGUUUGGGCCAUCUCAAUCCAUGUCUAAGAACAGCUGAACUAUUUCUUCGUUAUGGAUGCAAACUCACUCUCAUUACACCAAAACCAACAAUCUCUUUAGCUGAAUCAGAUCUCAUCACCCAUUUUUGUUCUUCUUUCCCUUCAUCUCAACUCAGUCAAGUCGACUUAAAUCUCAUCCCUUUAGAUCCUCCCAUUAACGUUAACUCCGUCGAUCCUUUUUGGAUUCAGUUCGAAACCAUUCGUCAAUCACUUCAUCAACUCUUACCUUCAAUUCUAUCCACACUUUCACUCUCAGCUUUCUUCUAUGAUGUUAGCUUGAUUUCACCUUUGGUUUCCAUCAUGGAAUGUUUCUCUUUUCCUAGCUACAUCUAUUUCAUAGCACCGGCUAGAAUGUUUUCUUUCUUUGCAUAUCUUUCUGUUCUCUCUGAGAAAAACAAAGAUGAAAUACAUUUUUCAUUCAAUGGUGAUGUUGUUGAAAUACCUGGAAUUGCACCAAUACCAAGAUCUUCACUCCCUCCUUUGAUUCUUCAACCUAAUAGUCUUUUUGAAAAGAUACUUAUGGAGGAUAGUCCUAAACUUACAAAGCUUAAUGGAAUUUUUAUGAACUCAUUUGAAGAACUAGAAGGUGAGACACUAACUGCACUUAAUGAUGGAAGAGUUGUUCCUGGGCUGCCUCAUGUUCAUGCUAUUGGUCCUUUGGUGCCAUGUGAAUUUGAAAAGGUAAGAUGCUCAGCUAAUGAUUGCACAAAUUCUAUAUUGAAGUGGCUUGAUGAACAGGCUGCAGGGUCAGUGGUAUAUGUUUGCUUGGGAAACAAGACAGAAACAAAGAGGGAACAAAUAAAAGAUAUGGCUAAUGGGUAUAUAUCAUGUGGUUUUAAGUUCUUGUGGGUGGUGAAAUUGAAAGUAGUUGACAAGGAAGAAGAGGAAAAUUUAGAGGAUAUAUUAGGAAAUGAAAUGAUGAAGAAAGUGAAUGAAAAGGUAGAAGCUAUAUGGCAUGGAAAGCCUAUUCUAUCAUGGGCUCAUGAUGGGGAUCAGAAGAUAGCAUCAGAAGUAGUGAAAAUGAGUGGGGUGGGGGUUUGGCCUGAGGAGUGGGGGUGGGGAAAGCAAGAUCUUGUGAAAGGUGAGGAUAUUUCAAAGGCAAUUAAAGAGAUGAUGAGUGAUGAGUCUUUGAGGAUCAAAGCUGGGAAAAUGAAGGAGGUUGCUAGAAAAGCUGCUGGUGUUGGUGGGAGUAUUGAGGUUGUUAUUAGAAAACAAAUCGAGGAGUGGAAAAUCAAUGCUCAAGGUAUAUCAUAA
This is a messenger RNA of Vicia faba (fava bean), 1347 nucleotides long. Lineage: Eukaryota; Viridiplantae; Streptophyta; Magnoliopsida; Fabales; Fabaceae. The record is from the annotation of a GenBank genome assembly.